CGCAAAUUCGUGACGUCGUCUAGUCCGAUAGGUAGCCCGAGGUGAACGGCAAAGUUUUGCAGCGUGUGAGCUUUUAUAUGGCGAGUGAUAGAUGAUGACGCCCGUAGCUAAGCCAAACUAGGACAAGCGAAAGCGAUGACGGAGGAACCCGGUAACUGCGGUUCGAGGGCAAUCCGCUCCAUCCCACUCUCACACCGACAAAACCUCUCGCCGAUCCUCUCGCCGCUCCACCCCCGCAUCGCAUCACGAACAACACCAUGGCCACACCACGCCUGCUCUCGCGGCUUCUUUUCCCCGUCCCGUCCGUCCGCACGGCGGCAUUCACACGAACGACGCCGCAGCUCAGAGCCACAGCGCAACGCCGCUUCGCCAGCAACCCCGCCGACCAGCCCGGCUUCCAGUCGAUCCUUGACCAGCCACCGGUUCUCGUGCGCACAGGCCGGAAGCGCCAUGGGCCCGGCCUGCUAAUUCUCAUCGCGAUCCCGGUCACGGCCUUCGUCCUGGGAACCUGGCAGGUGAAGCGGCUGGAAUGGAAGACGGCGCUGAUGGCGCGGCUCGAGGACCGGAUCGUGAAGGCGCCGCUCGCGCUGCCGCCGCGGAUCGAUCCCGCCGCGAUCGAGGACUUCGACUACCGGCGGGUGCUGGCCACGGGGCGGUUCCGGCACGACCAGGAGAUGCUCGUGGGCCCGCGCAUCCACGACGGCGAGAACGGCUACCAGGUUGUCACGCCGCUGGAGCGGCCUGGCGGCACAAAGAUCCUGGUCAACCGCGGCUGGAUCGCGAAGUCGAAGAAGAACCAUAAGGACCGCGACCGCGACACGCUGCCGACCGGAGAGGUCACCGUCGAAGGUUUGCUGCGCGCGCCGUGGAAGAAGAAUAUGUUUACGCCCGACAACAGGCCCGACAUCGAGGAGUUCUAUUUCCCCGACAUCGAGCAGAUGGCGCGGUUAGUGGGUGCCCAGCCGGUGUGGGUUGAGGAGACUACGGUGCCUGAUUUCAUUGACGAGUUGAAUGCCAAAGCCGCAGGAAAGCCGAUUGGCAGGGCCGCCGAGGUGAACAUACGCAACAACCAUCUCCAAUACAUUAUCACAUGGUACGGUCUUUCAUUUGCCACAUCUAUAAUGCUGUACAUCCUCGUCCGAAAGCCCGUCGGUGGAACUAUGCGAAGAGUCCGACAGAGCAAGGACUGGGUGUAGUUGCAUCCCCUCCGUCGCUCACUUACUUCUCCUCGAACCUAUCGUACACAACGAGAAAAAAAAGAGAUGGUAUUAUGUCUUGCGUGUUUGCUUGCCACGACCCUUGGGCGGCACUGGCAUGCGAAUGUGCUGGGCUAGCUCGCGGGGUAGAUGUUUCUGUGCUAGCGAAAAGAGAGUUGUGUGCGGAUUGAUGCGGCGUUGUCUGUUGCAGUGUUAGAGGAAUACGUCACGAAUCCUGUACGAUAACAAGAAGAAAAGAAAAAACAUGCCUUUUGAACAUCAUCAAAGCAUC
Molecule: messenger RNA, 1488 nt
Organism: Tricharina praecox
Lineage: Eukaryota; Fungi; Ascomycota; Pezizomycetes; Pezizales; Pyronemataceae
Product: putative COX1 assembly protein Shy1
Exons: 5
Coding region: 258-1196 (312 amino acids)
Biological process (GO): mitochondrial respiratory chain complex IV assembly
Cellular component (GO): membrane; mitochondrion
Source: RefSeq, a predicted model, not a curated record